AUGCCAGAUUUCAAAUUCUCAGGAAGUAAUCACUACACAAGUCCUUUGCCUAUUUAUGAUAAACAAUCAAUUACAAACGCCAACUCCAAUGACCAACGACCACCACGUCCAAAUAUAGCACUCUCGAAGGAUAGAAAACGAAGGUUGUUCCCACUCGUGAAGCAUCCCCAUGAUUCUGGGAGUCAUGACAGUAACGCACCUGUAGAGUUCACCACAAGGGCUCGUGAUGAAAUUAAAAAGACAUUAUUUCUUAAGGAAUAUGGGUCUCAACAUAGUACAAGGAAAAUUAGUAAUACGAUAGAUAAUAAAUCUUUAUAUUCUUCUGAUUCAAGUUUGUUUUCUUUAUCUCAUUCUCAGAUGACUGAUGGCUCUAGUAUUUUAACCCAGGAAAAAUCUGUUAAUAUACCUUAUGUAUCACAAGCACCUUUGAUUCCAUUGGUCACUGAAAUCGCAUUAGAACAUGCAGUACCAUCUGAUUUUUCUGAUAUGUAUACACGGUCAACAUUAUUAACAAAUAGAAUGUUACCAAAUGGAAGACCUGAGUUUACUGUUCGUAACUUGAUUGAUUGGACAUUAAAUGACACGAGAUCGUUAUUAAUUAUCAAUGAAUUGAGACCUGAAUGGGGUAACAAACUACCUAAGAUCAUUGGUUCCGUUCUUCGAGGUUCCAAAUAUCGAUUUCAAUUGUUACCAUUAUAUUGUUCAGACGAAUUUCUCAUUGAAAGCCUUGUGAGUUCGGAUAUUUAUUUGGAGGCAAAUUUAGAUCAUGAAUUUCGAUUAAGAAGUGCCACUUAUAUUGUUAAGACUGCUAGAGAAAGACAUGAACUAAUGGCUGGAGGUGUGAAGGAAAUAUUCAUGUCAUUGCAAAAAUUUGAAUGGAGAAAUAUCAUUGAGAAUUUUCUUUUGAAUCUUGCUGUUGAAGCUCAAUGUCGCUAUGAUUUUAAACAUAAUUGUAGUGAAUAUAAAAAAUGGAAAAUGCAACAACAAGGUAUUUCGAUUCAUGAGACACCACAAAAGAUAUAUCUUUCUCCUAGCGAGAAAGAUAUGUUGUGGCAACAGUGUCAGUCGUUUGUUUAUGGACGUCUGAACCUGGAUUGGAAACCUGAUGCGCUUAACGAUAUAUAA
Messenger RNA from Maudiozyma barnettii, 1125 nucleotides. RefSeq lists its product as uncharacterized. Lineage: Eukaryota; Fungi; Ascomycota; Saccharomycetes; Saccharomycetales; Saccharomycetaceae. The coding region runs from base 1 to 1125 and encodes 374 amino acids. The record is from RefSeq and is a predicted model, not a curated record. The transcript has a single exon.